ACAAACAAGUGGACUUCCGGGAGCUGGCCCUGCUCGUCCCCUGGGCCCUCCUUCCCUGGUCCUGCAGGUCUUGCUGCUUGUCAGGCCUCUCCUCCAACCCUCUGCCACAUUUCAGAAAAGCUGAGAACCCCUUGGAGUGAAAAAGCAGGAGAAACACAGUGUUCAUAGCCAGCAGGAGGUUAAAUAAAUACUUUCACUUCUCUUUUCCCCAUCUGGGCGGAGCCCUUUCUGAGUCAGUCUGUUAGCCGACUUCCUGCUUGGGGCCUGGGCAGCCACACUGCACACAGGCUGGGCCCACGGAGGGGCUCAGAGGCCAGGCUCUGAGGCCCAGGCAGGGCCUAGGGUGAGAAGAUGGCAGAUGGUGGCGGCGACCUGAGCACCAGGAGUCUGAAUGAAUGUAUUUCACCAAUAGCGAAUGUGACGAACCAUUUUCCUACACACAGCCACGGUUUGCAAAGGAUGUUCACAGAAGACCAGGAUGUAGAUGAGAGACUUCUCUGUGACGCUGUAUUCAAGCACUUCAAAAGACAUAAGGUGGAGAUUUCAAAUGCAAUAAAAAAGACAUUUCCAUUCCUUGAGGGCCUCCGUGACCGUGAACUCAUCACAAAUAAAAUGUUUGAAGAUUCUCAAGAUUCUUGUAGAAACCUGGUCCCUGUACAGAGAGUAGUGUACAAUGUUCUCAGUGAACUGGAGAAGAUGUUUAGCCUGCCAGUUCUGGAAGCACUGUUCAGCGAGGUCAACCUGCAGGAAUACCCCGAUUUAAUUCACAUUUAUGAAAGCUUCAAAAAUGUAAUCCAAGACAAAUUGCCUCUCCGAGAAAGUGAUGGAGAAGAGAGGGAGGAGAGGCCUGGCAUCCAACUAAGUCUUGAACAAGGAACUGGUGAAAACUCUUUUCAAAGCCUGACUUGGCCCCGUUGGGAUUCCCCAUCUCAUGAUGGUACAACCCCACCUGAAAAUGGACUCUCAGAGCACCCCUGUGAAACAGAAGAGAUAAAUGCAGACAGAAAAGAUACAGCCAGUGACAAAAAUGGUUCGCUAGGAAGCCAACAAACAAAUGAGCAAAGUGCCCAAAAGACUGAGCCAACAGAAUCCUGUGAACAAGUCGCUGUCCAAGUGAGUAAUGGGGAUGCUGGAAGGGAGACGCCCUGCCCAUUGCCCUGUGAUGAAGAAGGGGCGGAGCCACACAACCAUGGAAUCCAAAUUAAUUCCUGUUCUGUGCGACUGGUGGAUAUAAAAAAGGAAAAACCAUAUUGUACUUCAAAUGCUGAAUGCCAAGCCCAGGCAUCUGACAUAAUAGUCAUCAGCAGUGAGGACUCUGAAGGAUCCACCGAUGUUGAUGAGCCCCUAGAAGUCUUCAUCUCACCAGUGAGAAGUAAGCCUGUGAUCAAUAAUGACAACUCUUUAGAAUCAAAUGAGGAAAAGGAGGGCCAAGAAGCCACUUGCUCACGACCCCAGACUGUACCAGAGCCCAUGGAUUCCAGAAAAUCAUCUAUAUUCAGAGAAAAGUUUAGGAAAAGAGAAUAUUCUUCUGGCUUGGUUCCCUUAUCAUACAUUGAGACUUCCAAAGGACAUUUGCUCCUUUCUGCAGUGAUAGGACAAGACUGCAACUUUUCAGACUCCAGUGAGGAGGAGGCGCUCCCAGAAGUCUUAAGCAGGGCACUGAGAAGCAAGCAUGGUGAGAAGGAUCCUGUGACUUCUAGAAGUACAUCUACUUGGGGAAUACCCAACAGGAAGAGACGUCUCAGCAGCAGUGACUUUUCAGAGCUGAGUAAUGGAGAAGAGCUUCAGGAAACCUGCAGCUCAUCCCUAAGACGUGGGUCAGGAUCAGAGCUACAAGGACCUGAAAAUGAGAAGUGUCCCUGUGUCAUGUGUUUUCCAAAAGGUGUGCCAAGAAGCCAAGAAGCAAGGACUGAAAAUAGUCAAGCAUCUGAUAUGAUGGAUACCAUGGAUGUUGAAAACAAUUCUACUUUGGAAAAACACAGUGGGAAAAGAAGAAAAAAGAGAAAACAUAUACUUAAAGUAAAUGGUCUCCAAAGAGGGAGAAAGAAACACAGACAUAGAAAACACUUAACUCGGAAUAACAAAGUCCCAAAGGAAAGACGGCAACCAAGAGGAAGAAAAACCAACAAGAGACCUUUGAAAAGAAGAAGAAAAAGAGGUCCAAGAAUUCCCAGAGAUAAAAAUAUUAAUUUUAAACAACCUGCACUUCCUGUGACGUGUGGUGACGUGAAGGGCACUCUAUAUAAGGAGCGAUUCAAACAAGGAAUCUCAAAGAAGUGUAUACGGAGUGAGGAUAGAAGGUGGUUCACUCCCAGGGAAUUCGAAAUUGAAGGAGGCCGCGAAGCAUCCAAAAACUGGAAGCUAAGUAUACGCUGCGGUGGAUACACCCUGAAGUUCCUGAUGGAGAAAGAAUUUCUGCCAGAACCAUCAAGCACAAGAAAAAAGAGAAUACUGGAGUCUCACAACAAUACCUUAGUUGACCCUUGUCCGGAAAACUCAAACAUAUGUGGAGUGUGCAACAAAUGGGGACAGCUGUUCUGCUGCGACACUUGUCCAAGAUCCUUUCAUGAGCACUGCCACAUCCCGCCCGUGGAAGCUGACAAGAACCCGUGGAGUUGCAUCUUCUGCAGGAUAAAGACUAUUCAGGAAAGAUGCCCAGAAAGCCAACCAUGGCAUCAGGAAUCUGAAGUCCUGAUGAGGCAGAUGCUGCCCGAGGAGCAGUUGAAAUGUGAAUUCCUCCUCUUGAAGGUCUACUCUGAUCCAAAAAGCCCCUUUUUUGCCUCAGAACCAUAUUAUAACAAAGAGAGGUCUCAGGGCCCACAGAAGCCCAUGUGGUUAAACAAAGUCAAGAGAAACCUGAAUGAGCAGGCAUACUCCCGAGUAGAAGGGUUUGUGCAGGACAUGCGUCUCAUCUUUCAUAACCACAAGGAAUUUUACAGGGAAGAUAAAUUCAUUACACUGGGAAUUCAAGUAGAGGACAACUUUGAGAAGAAUUUCAGAAACAUUUUUGCAAUUCAGGAAACAAGCAAGAACAUUAUAAUGUUCAUUUAGCCCAUUCUUAUUUCUUCCCUUCAGAUCCUCUGGCAGCUAGGUACACAGUGUGCAUGUGGUCCCACUAAUCUCUGACUGCUCCUGUGGAAACUCCACAUUACAAUUCUCCAAAAUUUUUCAUUAACAUUUUAAAACUGUCUUUAUCAGCUUUCAAUAAAAUUCAACACUCCUUCAUGUUAAAAAUUCUCAAUAAGCUAGGUAUUGAAGGAACAUAUCCCAAAAUAAUAAGAGCCAUUUACAACAAAUCCACAGCCAACGUUAUACUAAAUGUGCAAAAGAUAGAAGCAUUCCCCUUGAAAACAAGCACAAGACAAGGAUUCCCUCUCUCACCACUCCUAUU
Cercocebus atys (sooty mangabey) is the source of this 3391-nucleotide messenger RNA. RefSeq names its product SP100 nuclear antigen (gene SP100). Gene Ontology annotation, biological process: regulation of transcription by RNA polymerase II. Gene Ontology annotation, molecular function: DNA-binding transcription factor activity, RNA polymerase II-specific; DNA binding; protein binding. The record is from RefSeq and is a predicted model, not a curated record. The transcript has 29 exons. Lineage: Eukaryota; Metazoa; Chordata; Mammalia; Primates; Cercopithecidae. The coding region runs from base 352 to 3051 and encodes 899 amino acids. Gene Ontology annotation, cellular component: nucleus.